Messenger RNA from Exophiala xenobiotica, 1638 nucleotides. RefSeq lists its product as uncharacterized. The coding region runs from base 1 to 1638 and encodes 545 amino acids. Gene Ontology annotation, cellular component: plasma membrane. Lineage: Eukaryota; Fungi; Ascomycota; Eurotiomycetes; Chaetothyriales; Herpotrichiellaceae. Gene Ontology annotation, biological process: transmembrane transport; nucleobase transport. The record is from RefSeq and is a predicted model, not a curated record. The transcript is spliced from 4 exons. Gene Ontology annotation, molecular function: nucleobase transmembrane transporter activity.
AUGCCAUCUCUCCGUCUGGACCAUGUCCGCGAAGAAGCGAAGAAGAAGAAGCACAUCAAUGGCUGGGUUCUUGAAAAGCAGGAAUCCAGUUGGGCUCCUGCUGGAACAUGGUCCAACAUUGACUUGGACGUGACGCCAGUCGAGAGGCGGACAUGGACGAGCUGGACCAUCUUUGGAUACUGGUUCAGCGACAUCAUCAGCAUUCAGAGCUGGCAGACCGGCAGUACCAUCUUAGCUCUUGGACUGACUUGGCGCGAGGCUAUAUUCGCUAUUGUCUUUGGCUCAUUCGUGAUGGGCGUGCCGAUGGCGUUGAACGGCUACACUGGGGCUAAGACUCACGCUCCGUUCCCAAUUCUGGCUCGAGGAUCAUUUGGAUACCAUCUGGCGAAAUUUCCAGUCAUCGUUCGCUUUAUCACCGCGCUCUUCUGGCAUUCCAUCACCAACUUUCUCGCUGUUGGACCGACGAUACAGGUUAUCAGGGCAGUUUGGCCUUCGUUCCGCACAUUUCCAAAUAGUAUUCCUGCAUCUGCGGGCAUCACCAGUCAGCAGAUGAUCGCGUACUUCGUCGUAUGGACCGUUCAGUUCCCCAUCCUGCUGAUUCCACCACACCGGAUGAAAUGGCUCUUCUUCGUGAAAGUGGUCCUGUGUAUAGGCACGAUCGUCGGAAUGGCAAUCUGGACUUGCACACGUAGCGGCGGCAGCGGGAACAUCUGGGAUCAGCAAGCUACUGUGGCAGGAUCGACUAAGUCCUGGCUGAUCAUGUGGUCCCUGAACAGCUGUACAGCCUCGUGGAGUACGGUUGGAGUGAACAUACCCGACUUUACUCGAUACCUUAGCAAGCCGAAAUCCGCACUGACGCAGGCCAUCUUCUUUCCUAUGAUUGCCAGCUGGGUGGCUAUCAUUGGUGUUGUGGUGGCGUCGGCCUCAUACAUGAUAUACCACGAAUACGUCUGGGACCCGAUCGCCAUCAUUGACUCCUGGGACGGACCAGCUGGACGCGCUGCUGCUUUCUUUGCCGGUUUGUCCUGGGUCAUUGCUCAGAUCUGUGUCAAUAUGUCUGCGACCGUGAUCUCUGGCGCAAAUGAUCUGGCGAAUCUAUUCCCGAAAUGGAUCAACAUCCGGCGUGGUGCGAUUGUCAUCACAAUCAUUGGUGGUUGGGCUAUGGUUCCUUGGAAGAUCUUGCACAGCGCAAGUUCGCUGCUGAGUUUCAUGAAUAAUCUGGGCAUCUUUCUUGCUCCUACAAUGGGCAUUCAAGUCGCCGACUUUUUCGUCGUCAAGAGGCAGCAUCUCGACAUCCCGGCUUUGUACCAGCCGCACGGCCGCUACCGAUAUUAUGGAGGCGUCAACUGGCGCGCAUUGGUGGCGUUGCUUGUGUCGAUUGUUCCUGCGUUGCCGGGUCUGGCGAAUAGCGUGAAUCCGAAUGUGCCAAUUGGCGGCGCGAUUUACCUUGUGCAGUUCAAUUGGUACUACGGUAUCGUGGUCGCUUUUGGAGCGUAUGCUGGGCUCAGUCUAGUCUGGCCUGCGAAGGAGUCCCUUGUGCCAUGCAUGAUUGAGUCGUGUGAGCAUGCUGAAGAGGAGCAGGCGGGUUUCGAGAAGGAGCGUGUAGUGACUACGACUACUACAGCUGAGAAAGACUGA